AGAAGACAGCGGCACCAGCAGGUAGUUACGGGCUGAAGAGGGCCACUACUUAACAAUCCUGACCACUUGUUGGACUUCAAGCUGACAAUUGUAAAGGGACAAGAGCUUAUUUUAAGUUACUGUGAUGGCAUCGACUGGUAAAAACUGCAUAUGUGUACAGUAAUUCCUGUAGUCAAACAUCGUUCAGUACCAAGACCAAAUAAAUAAUUGGAAUUGGCGAUGGCUGGCUAUGGAGCUCCUGUAGGUGAAAGAUGUCGCUUUUGUGGCCUGGAUCUCCCUCCUGAUGCUGUAACCGUCAUGACACACAUCAACACUCACUGGAGGCAGUUCAACUUGGAAUCAUUAUCUUUGAGUCCAUGUGCUUUUGAGCCACAGCUGGAUAUUCGAGUUGGUAAUACUCCUCUCAAUCCUGAAGAUUUAGAAGUUUCAUCUCACAUGGAACAGAGCUUUCAAUAUUCAUACUCACCACAGACAGAGCCUUCUAAUUUAACCAUUAGUGGGGCAAGAUGUUCUCCAUUAAACUUAACAGGGCGUCCCAAAUCAUCAUCUCCAUUGUCUUCACCACUACCUCAUGCUCCCCCUGUUGCUCCCCCACCUCCACCAAAUCAUCAGACAACUGUAGUUGGCCCACACAGCCUACCUCUUUCACAUCCUCAUCAUCAUUCAUUUUCUAUAGGGAUGUUGGGUACUCCUCAUGCCACUCAUCAAAUUCAACCAUUGCAUGUUAACCAAAACCUAGACAUAGAUGCACAUAUAGAGUCUCAUGAUGAUCAAAGUGGUGCACUGAGACGUAAAAGACGCCAUGAACGCUUCAUGGAGAUGAGAUGCCACGUGUGCGGCCGGACUUUCUUUACCAAAGCUUCCUUUGAUGAACACAUGGACAAUCAUAUGAAAGAUAACAGUGCUUACCUCAUGAGUGACCAGAUGGAUGGAGGGCAUAUAGUGCCAAAUGUUAUGUCUUGUUCUAUGGCAGACAAACCAUACAAAUGUGCAGUGUGUGACAGAGAGUUUACUUAUAAAGAGGAGCUUUUUGAACAUGCAGAAAGUCAUGAAGCUGCUAAACCUUACAAAUGUGAUAUAUGUGGGGCAGGUCUAUCCCACAUCAGUGCCCUGCGACGACAUAGAGUAGCACAUAGUGGAUACAAGCCUCACAGAUGUGAAAUUUGCAGCCGAAGCUUCUUCCAGAAAUGUGACCUCCAGAGACACUAUACAACCCAUGGUAAGUCAAAGCACUAUGAAUGUGGUGUCUGUAAAAAGAAAUAUUCUUCCCUCCACUUUCUUGAAAACCACAAGUGCAAAGCUCCAGAGGAGCCCAAACCCUUUAAGUGUAACAUAUGUGGUGAAGGUUGUGCAAAUAACAUGGCUUGGAGUUAUCACAUGUGGAAACAUACCAAAAACCCAAUUUUUGUUCCAUUUCAAGAAAAGUUUAUUAUGCAGACAGGACCAACAGAAAGUAAUUAAUUUACUUUUAAAAUUUCUGGCAUCUUAUUUAUUUAUUAAUUAAUUUAUUUAUUUAUUUAUUUAUUAUAGCUCUCUUUUCUGUAGUAUUAUAGUAUUGUAGUUAAACUUUAUUUUAUUAAAUAUAGCUUUAGAGUGAUAUUAUGUUACAAAAUAUUUUGCAAAUUAUUAUUUAGAUAUACUUUAAUGUGUGUCAGCAGUAACCCCCAUAUGUAACCUACCUGUGUACCAUCUUCCUGUAUCUAUACCCAUAACUAAUUUCCUUUCAUUGUCUUUUAAUACUUUUGUUGAUCUAUUUCCAUGGCACCUAUAUAUUCCUGUCAAUACACCAAUAUCUAGAAAUGGAUCAGACACAUUGUGAUGGAGGUUAGAACCUCUCCAGUAGUGGAGUGAACACAGCACAACAUGAAGUAAAAAUGGAUGUAGGAACUUAAUGACAUAUAUAGCAACCAAGAAAUGGUAUAAAAACCCCUGGGAACAUAAAGUAUUUACUUAAGAGUUACAAAGGCAGAACAGAUCAAUAUUCAAUAUCUUUAUUCCUGCACAUCCAUUGUUGUUGUUUCUUUGUUUUUUAAUUAUGUAGUACCAGAACAGGCGCUAUUUUGCACCGGUAUUUUAUGAUUAUUUUGAGAUAAAACAUUGACACUUUUUCUGUUGGUUGCCAAUUGAAAAAAUUUCUUUCAACAGAAUGAUAAAUACAAUCCAGAAUUCUUGUUUAUCUCUCUAAGGUGUAAUGUGUAUACUGUAUAUGCACUUUAUGUUAGCAAAAAUGCCUUAAAAAUAUGUUAUAUUAUAGUUGGAGAGUGUAAGAAACACUUGCAUUGACUAAUUUUGCUCCUGGCUAUUUACUUUGUAUUUUGAAUCUCCUCUUUUUAUGGUUUAUGGUUCCUUACAAGUGACUAGCUGUAGCCACCACCCAUUGCUAAUAUUACUAAGUCCCUCUUGGCAAAACCCACUACUGUACUGUAUUUCCAGGGAGUUUGAUUACUUAAUGGCAAGACACAUACAGUACGGUACUCCAUGUGGACACUGCUUUAUGCUGCAAGCAGCCAUCUAUGUCACUGAAAUCAAUAAUAAAUCAUUGAUUUAGUGGUUAGUUCAAGACCAAUGAGACCUUAAAUUAGGUGUUGAAGUCUCAACAGCACUCUUGUGUUUUGACCCAUCACAACCAUAAAAGUAUUCUCGCUUGAGCUCAUCAGUUCUUGCUGUAAAGCUGUGAUGUCAGCACCUUUUUUUUAGGUUACAGGUAGGCAGAGUGGAAGAAUUGUUUUUGUAUGUAGCUCAAGAGAAUUUUUUAUUGCAACCAGCCAAGAAUCAUAGCAAUUCCCAUGCCCAUCAGAAACUGUCUUCAGCAUUAUAAAUUAAAGAAAUGAAUUGUAAUAACCACUCCUACUCUGCUUCAAUGAAACAGAUGUUUGUAUCAGUUUGGUUGGUUACUGUGAAAAAGUGUAUUCAUGAGUUACAAGAUGUAAAAGUACUGCAUAUAAGCUUUGCCGUUUAGGAAAAGUUUAUAUACUUCCCAUUUUUGGGAGGUGAAAUUUUGGAGUUAAUUCAAGGGACAUUUUGUGUGAAAUUACCUUAUUUACCUAAUGGUCAUCCACUAGAAGUGACUAUUCCGAGGGAAGGAGGCCAGUGACCCCACUGGCUUGUGUAGGAUCCCUCCUUUGUUCUUGAUAAUUUUGUCAAGGGGUAUUUUGAAGCAAUUAUUGAAUAUGGCUAAACCAAUGGAUAGUGACUUUGAUUGGAUUUACACUUUUAAGUGUGUGUUAUGACUGUCAUACCCAAAUAUUCGUUUCAUUCAAUCUGUGUUACACUCCAGAGGAUUUUUGAAACCUUUGAAAACUUAAGUUGUGACAUAUAGUUGUGUAAGAGAACAUCCUGCUCUCCAUGCUCAAUGUAAGGGUAUGUGUACUGUAUUGCAUGUUUGCACAGAAAUAGGUUAUCCCUUCCUGACGUAUGACUCUGACAAUUGUUUACUAUGAAAGCAUAUCAACGUGAACAUCAGUGAAUUACACUCCAUUAUGAAUUCUUUAUAUAAAAGACUUGAAUAAAGCUUUAAAUUGAUUA
Homarus americanus (American lobster) is the source of this 3525-nucleotide messenger RNA. RefSeq names its product zinc finger protein 227-like. Gene Ontology annotation, molecular function: RNA polymerase II cis-regulatory region sequence-specific DNA binding; DNA-binding transcription factor activity, RNA polymerase II-specific. The transcript has 2 exons. Bases 220 to 1461 code for a protein of 413 amino acids. Gene Ontology annotation, biological process: regulation of DNA-templated transcription. The record is from RefSeq and is a predicted model, not a curated record. Lineage: Eukaryota; Metazoa; Arthropoda; Malacostraca; Decapoda; Nephropidae.